AUGGCCUCCCGUCCCCAGAACAUUGGCAUCAAGGCCAUCGAAAUCUACUUCCCCAGCCAGUAUGUGGAGCAAGCCGAGCUUGAAAAGUUCGAUGGCGUUAGCACGGGCAAGUAUACAAUUGGUCUCGGCCAGACUAAGAUGAGCUUCUGCGACGACCGUGAGGAUAUCUACUCGUUCAGCUUGACCGUCGUGUCCAACCUCCUCAAGAAGUACAACAUCGACACCAACUCGAUCGGCCGUCUCGAGGUCGGUACCGAGACCAUCCUCGACAAGUCCAAGUCGGUCAAGUCGGUGUUGAUGCAGCUGUUUGGCGACAACACCAACAUUGAGGGUGUCGACACAGUAAACGCCUGCUACGGCGGCACCAACGCCGUUUUCAACUCUGUCAACUGGAUUGAGUCUUCUGCCUGGGAUGGCCGCGAUGCCAUUGUUGUUGCCGGUGAUAUUGCCCUCUACGCCAAGGGCAAUGCCCGCCCGACUGGUGGUGCCGGUGCCGUUGCGCUCUUGAUUGGUCCUGAUGCGCCCAUCGUUUUCGAGCCCGGCAUGCGUGGCAGCUACAUGCAGCACGCCUAUGACUUCUACAAGCCCGACCUCACCUCCGAGUAUCCCUAUGUUGAUGGCCACUACUCCAUCAACUGCUACUCCGAGGCCCUCGACGGUGCUUACCGCGCCUACUGCAAGCGCGAGGCCCAGCUCACCAAGGGCGUCAACGGCCAUGCGAACGGCAACGCCAACGGCGUAACAGACGACAUCCUCAAGACUCCCCUUGACCGCUUCGACUACAUGGCUUUCCAUGCCCCUACCUGCAAGCUCGUGCAAAAGUCGUAUGCCCGCCUCCUCUACCACGACUACCUUGCCGACCCUGAGCACAAGGCCUUCGCCGAGGUUCCCGCCGACAUCCGCGACAUGGACUACAAGAAGUCUCUGACCGACAAGGUUGUCGAGAAGACCUUCAUGACCCUCACCAAGAAACGCUUCCAGGAGCGCGUCAACCCCGCCAUCCAGGUUGCUACUCUUUGCGGUAACAUGUACUGCGCCAGCGUCUGGGGCGGUCUUGCCAGCUUGAUCGGCCACGUCGACAGCGCCAACCUCCAGGGCAAGCGCAUCGCCCUCUUCUCCUACGGCUCCGGUCUUGCCGCCUCCUUCUUCUCUUUCCGCAUCAACGGCAGCACCGAGACCAUUUCCAAGACUCUUGACAUUCCCCAGAGACUUGUCGCUCGCCGCACCGUCCCCCCAGAGACCUACGACUCGAUGUGCGACCUCCGCAAGAAGGCCCAUCUCCAGAAGGACUACGUCCCCACCGGCGAGGUGUCCACCAUUGCCCCCGGCACCUACUACCUCGAGAAGGUCGACGACAUGUUCAAGAGGUUCUACGCCGUCAAGGAGUAA
Messenger RNA from Podospora anserina S mat+, 1389 nucleotides. RefSeq lists its product as uncharacterized. Gene Ontology annotation, biological process: acetyl-CoA metabolic process; ergosterol biosynthetic process. Lineage: Eukaryota; Fungi; Ascomycota; Sordariomycetes; Sordariales; Podosporaceae. The transcript is spliced from 4 exons. The record is from RefSeq and is a predicted model, not a curated record. The coding region runs from base 1 to 1389 and encodes 462 amino acids. Gene Ontology annotation, molecular function: hydroxymethylglutaryl-CoA synthase activity.